ACAAAUAAGGAUGAAUGAAGGAUUGGGUGAAGCCGGUUAUGCUGACAUGUGUGCGCGAAGUCGAUGACUGAAGAAGAAGCGGCAGAGGAGUGAGUGGCCAAACACGCUGAAAUUAAACAGCGAUUCAAGGAAAAGGAGAUCAAACAUCCGUUAAUCCGAUCCGAUCCUAAAAGAAAAAGUCUCGGAAUCGAAUUGUAAGAGAAUGGGAAAGAAAGCAGUGCUAAUCGGAUGUAAUUACCCAGGAACUAAGGCAGAGCUCAGAGGAUGCAUCAACGAUGUUAAACGGAUGCAUCAGUGUCUGAUCCAGCGUUAUGGAUUCUCCGAGGACGACAUCGAAAUCCUGAUUGAUACCGAUGAUUCCUAUCCCCAACCGACCGGCAAGAAUAUCCGCUCCGCCCUUGCCCGUCUCGUCAGAUCCGCCGAUCCCGGCGACUUUCUCUUUGUUCACUACAGUGGUCACGGCACCCGUCUCCCUGCCGAGACCGGCGAGGAUGACGACACCGGCUACGACGAGUGCAUUGUUCCCACCGAUAUGAACCUCAUCACUGAUGAUGAUUUCAGGGAGUUGGUAGAUCAGGUUCCGGAGAGCUGCCGAUUAACAAUUGUAUCGGAUUCUUGCCACAGCGGUGGUCUUAUUGACGAUGCGGAGGAGCAAAUAGGAGAGAGUACCAACCCCAAGCGCCAAGAAGAAGGAAAAAGCUCGUCCCACUUCGGUUUCAGGAACUUUCUUCAUCAAACCGUUGAAGGUGCUUUAGAAUCACGUGGGAUUCACGUUCCUUCAGCAUUCCAACACCAUCGCCAUGAGGAGGAAUCACAAGAGAGAGAGGUGGAGCUUUCAUAUGGGGAGCGAGUCAAUGUGAAAAGCAGAUCGUUACCUCUGUCCACUCUUAUAGACAUUCUGAAGCAAAAAACUGGGAAAGAUGACAUUAAUGUAGGGAAAUUGAGGCCGACCCUUUUCGAUAUUUUUGGUGAAGAUUCAAGUCCCAAAGUGAAGAAGUUUAUGAAGGUGAUCAUGGACAAACUCCAAGGUGGUGAGAAUGGACAGUCUGGAGGAGGGUUCUUGGGAAUGGUUGGGAGUUUAGCACAAGAAUUUCUGAAACAAAAGCUGGAUGAGAAGGAUGAAGACUAUGUGAAACCGGCCUUGAAUACUGAAGUGGGCAGUAAAACUGAGGCUUAUGCUGGAUCAUCUAAGCGUGCACUUCCAGAUGGUGGGAUCCUGAUCAGUGGAUGCCAGACUGACCAAACAUCUGCUGAUGCCACGCCUUCAGGAAAUGCUGAUGCUGCAUAUGGGGCUCUCAGCAAUGCAAUUCAGACCAUACUUAGCGAAUCUGAUGGACAAAUUACCAACCAGGAACUUGUUAUGACAGCUCGGAAAAAGCUGAAAAGCCAAGGUUUCACUCAGAGACCUGGUCUCUAUUGCAGUGAUCAUUAUGUCGAUGCUCCCUUCGUUUGCUGAUUUUUGUUCAACUGCUUCUGUUGUGUUGUGUGUGCUUGGGUUGGCUGCUUGCUAUGCUUGUCUUUUCAAAUGAUUUUGGGUUGCGCUCUAUAUUGUGUAAUAAAAGCUUGAACCUUACAUUGUUAAGAUUUGAACUUUUCUCUUUCUGUUUUCCUUUUCUGAGGAGGAUUCUCAAGUGUUGGAGAAAAAUGAUAUUCUUCAACUUUUACAUGUUGAAUGAAUAUAUAUACUGGGUAUUAUUAUGCCCAAUGAGCAAUCUUGUGCAGGGCAUGAGAAAUAUUAGUGUGAAUUCUGUGCCAUGCCAAAUGGAAUAUUUUAGUUGAUUAUA
This is a messenger RNA of Benincasa hispida (wax gourd), 1784 nucleotides long. RefSeq names its product metacaspase-4-like. Gene Ontology annotation, biological process: proteolysis. Gene Ontology annotation, molecular function: cysteine-type endopeptidase activity. The record is from RefSeq and is a predicted model, not a curated record. Lineage: Eukaryota; Viridiplantae; Streptophyta; Magnoliopsida; Cucurbitales; Cucurbitaceae. Gene Ontology annotation, cellular component: cytoplasm.